This is a messenger RNA of Aspergillus brunneoviolaceus CBS 621.78, 1133 nucleotides long. RefSeq lists its product as uncharacterized. The coding region runs from base 113 to 685 and encodes 190 amino acids. The transcript has a single exon. The record is from RefSeq and is a predicted model, not a curated record. Lineage: Eukaryota; Fungi; Ascomycota; Eurotiomycetes; Eurotiales; Aspergillaceae.
CCCAAGAAACCUGACUCUCCAAAACUAACCCAAAUCCCCCAGUUCCCCCAAGAACUAACCAAAAAUUCCCCUCCCCCUCUUUAGCUGCUGCACCCCCAGACCCACCCCCAAAAUGUCCUACUCCAGCACCAGCACCCGCACCACCCCCAGCAGCAGCAGCGCUGGCGCCACCAUGCUGGACACGGAGAUGGCCGGCUACUUUCGAUGGCGGCCGUUCCUGGACGCCUGGCCGAGCAAGAGCAUCCUCCGGCUGGUCGUGCGGCGGGCCCGCGAGACCACCACCGCGCUGCACUCGGAGGACGGCUGGGCGCGGGCCAGGACCGAGCUCCUCCUCCGCAUGCGCCUGCUGCGCGACCGCUACCCCUACCCCGAGGCGCGGCGCUUCGGCGGCGUCAUCUUCUGGGACGACCGCAUGCGGUUCUACAGAGAGCUGCUGGAGCGGGAUUACUUCUCCUUUGAAGCUCCGCCGCCGCCGCCGGGGGGUGGUGGCCAGCAGGUGAACGGCCAGGUGGACGCCGACGCCGACGCCGACACCCGCGGCUUGGAGAUGGCGGACUGCGGCGAGGGCCAGGGCGACCCGACGCCUGAGGCGGUGCGCAUGGUCGAGGGGUGGUUGUGGAUGCUCGAGGAUAAUGAUCCCCAGGGCGGGGUGUGGGGGCUGUUGAUGGAUCGGGUGGAGGUUUGAUUUCCUGGGUCUCCUUGCCCCUUCCUUACCUUACUGUUGAGGUCAGGUGUCUAGUAGAGUAGACUUUGGAGGCUUGUAUCCCGGUCGUUGGGUAUGGGUGGAUAGUGACUAGGUAGCUCGUGUUUCGGGAUGCCUUGGGCUGUCUUGAUGGUUACCUUCCUAAUCUCCCUCGUUUUCGUGGGGAGUUCUAAUGUAAGUUUGGAAAAAUCAAAAAAAUAUGUCUGUCGCUGGAGAUGGAAGAUUCUUCAGUAAUGUAUAGUUUGAGACUGGUUUUUGCAUCGGUCUGCUUUGGAUUGAGUAUAUAUGUUUUUUUGUUGUAGGUUGCUUUCUGUAGGGUUUGCCUUCGGGGCCCUAUACAAGGGGUGGUGGUAUACGAGAAAGGUGGUUAGCCCUAGUUUUUUCGGACUCCGGCUUCAAGCUUUGGUGUAGUUAGUAUUCUAUCAGCACA